Messenger RNA from Acanthamoeba castellanii str. Neff, 690 nucleotides. Its product is annotated as SnoaL family polyketide cyclase. Lineage: Eukaryota; Discosea; Longamoebia; Acanthamoebidae. The transcript is spliced from 6 exons. The coding region runs from base 1 to 690 and encodes 229 amino acids. The record is from RefSeq and is a predicted model, not a curated record. Gene Ontology annotation, biological process: polyketide metabolic process.
AUGGAGAAGCGCAUGCUGCUCGGCCUCGUGGUGGCGGUGCUCGCCUUGCUGCCCCAUGCCAGGGCCACCUUUUCAUGCAACAGCAAAGGCGACUGUGCCGAGGUGAACGACCAGACCGGGUACGACCCACGCUUCAAGUGCACCACGGACGGGAGGUACUGCACGACCAAUGGCCCCGAUCCCGACGAAGGGAAGCGGCUGUCAGUGACGGGCAAGGAGCUGAAGGACAAGGCCCUGCGCAUGCUCUUUGAGGUGUGGGCCGGCAACGACUUCGCCAACGUCGACCAAUUCGUCAGCUCCUCCCACGUCUUGACCUCCUCGCACUUGGCCCGCCCGCUGGUGGGCCAUGACGGACUGAAGGACUACAACUCGCACAUGCUCACUUCCUUCCUCGACUAUUCGUUCAUCGUGGAUGACAUUAUCCAAGAAGGCAACAAGGUUGUUCUGCGCUUCCAGUUCUUUGGUACCCACACGGGCGACUACGAGGGCUUCCCCGCGACAGGCCGCUUCGUGCGGGUGCGCGACUGCGUCUGCGUGUUUGACUUCUGGAACGGCAAGAUCCAGCAGACGCUGCUCGUGUGGCCACAGAGCAACCUGCUCAAGCAGCUCAGCCAGGAGCCCACCGUCGCCAUCAAAGGUCCCACGACCAGCGGGGACAUGGAGUCCUCACCCAAGCUCAGGGGUCCGUAA